Molecule: messenger RNA, 930 nt
Organism: Echinops telfairi (small Madagascar hedgehog)
Lineage: Eukaryota; Metazoa; Chordata; Mammalia; Afrosoricida; Tenrecidae
Product: olfactory receptor 8S1-like
Exons: 1
Coding region: 1-930 (309 amino acids)
Biological process (GO): G protein-coupled receptor signaling pathway
Cellular component (GO): membrane
Molecular function (GO): olfactory receptor activity; G protein-coupled receptor activity
Source: RefSeq, a predicted model, not a curated record
AUGAAAAAUGUCAGCAUUUUUACUGAGUUUGUCCUCCUGGGAUUGUCCGGGGACCCUCAGAUCCAGGCUCUGCUCUUCAUGCUGUUUCUGGGGAUCUACCUCCUGACCUUGAUGGGGAACCUGGUGAUGAUUCUGCUGAUCAGAGUUGAUUCUCACCUCCACACCCCAAUGUACUUCUUCCUUGGACAUCUGUCCUUCCUGGAUCUCAGCUUCUCCUCAGUCACGGUACCCAAGAUGCUACAGAACUUCUUGUCUCGGAAGAAAAGCAUCUCCGUGUGGGGCUGCAUCACCCAGAGUUUCUUUUUCACUCUCUCUGGGGGGACUGAAGCCUGCCUUCUUUCUGCCAUGGCCUAUGAUCGCUACGCCGCCAUCUGCCACCCGCUGGUCUACAACGUGGUCAUGAGCAGGUCUCUCUGCACCGUAAUUGUGAGCAUAGCUUGGGUCGUAGGGUUUCUGGUCUCCUUGAUAAACAGUCUCUUCAUACAGAACUUACAUUUCUGUGGAUCCAACAUCAUUUCUCACUUCAGUUGCGAGCUGCCUCCACUCUUCCCAUUGUCCUGCACUGAUCCCACUGCCAAUGUGAUUCUUCUCGCUGUGUCAUGUGCAUGUAUGGGGCUGCUGACCCUUCCCCUGAUCCUCUUCUCUUACUCCAGAAUCAUCUCUGCCAUCCUGAGAAUCCGCUCCUCGGAGGGCCAAGGCAAAGCCUUCUCCACCUGUUCCUCCCACCUCACAAUAGUGCUUUUGUUCUACGGAACAACCUUUUUCAGGUACCUAAUCCCCCCUUCAGGCUCCAUUCUGGAGCAAGUGGUCUCCAUUCAGUACAGUGUGAUCACGUCCUUGCUGAACCCCCUCAUCUACAGCCUCAAGAACCAGGAGGUGCAGGCAGCGUUGCAGAGGAUGAUAAGACAACACAAGUGUCCUUCUGGGUAA